AAAAAAGCAACACCCCCCAGGUUAGAAAGCUCAGCCAAUCAAUAUCCAGACGGCUUGACCCGUCUUGAACCCGUCCUAUAGCCCACACUUGGUUUGUAGUUUGUACCCAUCGGGAUACCCGGCCUGGCCGGUCCGGUCCGAUCCAAUGAAGUCGUGGCCCAAAUUGCAUUUAUUUUAUUAUUUAUAAAUAAGAGUUGCAGUGGAGAAAUUAUCCGAAAAUGGCGAAGACGCUAGCGAUUCGUCCCUACCUGCACUCAAUCUCUCGAGUCAGACUCUUUCGCGGCCCUCUCCCCAUUUUCCAAUCCUCCAACCUCUCUUUUCUCCCUCAGCAUCGUCUCGGCGAUGGUUUCCAGAAGAGGCAGCGGCUUCAAAUUCGAGAUCCUAAAUUCAUGAUGGUGGUGCAGAGAUUCACUACUCGAGCCACUCAUGUAAACGAUCCUGGCUCAAUCGACUCCCCUCUAAUGCAGUCCAUGGAGAAUAAGAUUAAGGAACAUCUAAAUGCAGAAUCAGUCUCUGUAAAAGAUGCUUAUGGGGAUGGCCGACAUGUCAGCAUUGAUGUUAUCUCAUCAGCUUUUGAGGGACAAUCUGCUGUCAAUAGGCAGAGGAUGGUGUACAAAGCCAUAUGGGAGGAACUUCAGAGCACUGUGCAUGCAGUUGACCAGAUGAGUACCAGAACCCCCACCGAAGCAGCAGCAAAGAAGUGAUGGGGCGUUGCUUGAAAGCAUGAGAAUUAGAACCCACACUCCCUCUAAUGAAUUUCAAAUGCAUGAGAACUAGAACCUCUAAUGAAUUCCUUUCUAGAUCUCAAGAAAAUAAACCUAUUUUGCAUGCUAAAUUUUUUCUUCUCUUUCUUUUUCUACUUCUUUUUCCUACUAGCUCUCUUCCUUCCUUUGUGUACUUCAUUUAUCUGAUUUGCAACUGGCGAAAGUCAUUCAACUACUUGAAGGAGCAUGACCACCAAUGGGUAUCUUUCUUUUUUU
Messenger RNA from Vitis vinifera (wine grape), 980 nucleotides. Its product is annotated as protein BOLA4, chloroplastic/mitochondrial. Bases 219 to 704 code for a protein of 161 amino acids. Lineage: Eukaryota; Viridiplantae; Streptophyta; Magnoliopsida; Vitales; Vitaceae. The record is from RefSeq and is a predicted model, not a curated record. The transcript has 3 exons.